UUUGAAUUUCAACUCUGGGCUUUUUAUGCAAGGAUUUUGCUUGAUUUCAUCUUUGUAACGGAAGAAAAAUCUCAAAUCAAAAUCCAGCAUGAUCAAGUGUGGAAGGGAAUAGGGGUGUCAAUUUCGGGUCAUGGGUCGAACCCAGACCCAACCCAGGUUCAAACGGGUCAAACUCUAACCCGACCCGGGUAUAUAAACGAGUUGGAAAUGCGGACCCGGACCCGACCCGUCGGGUUGCCGGAUUGACCUGACCUGACAUGGAAUGCACGGGCAGGUGCGAGCGGGUGAGUGCGGGUGCGCGCGGGCAAGUGUGCAGACGCGCACGGGCGUGUGCGCGGGCAGCCUCGGGUGCGAGCGACCUCGGCAGGCGGGGGCGGCGGGCUAGCAGACGCGGUUGUGCGGGCGCAUGCACGGGCAGCCGAGCAGGUUCACAAGCAGCUGAUUUAAACGGAUUCCCUUCACACCCACACUCUCCAGCUCAAAUCCUGAUAAUCGAAGGCACGAUUAAUGAAGAGAGAGUGAAUCCAAGGCUUCUGCAGUUCAUCCAUGAAUCGCCGCCGCGAAUUCAAGGUGAAUGGCAGCUGGGAUUCAUCCCAGAACCUGAAUCUUCAGGGUUGACCGAUGCUGAGUUCAAUUCCGCCAUGAAAAAGCUAAGGAAGCAAACUUAUGAUCCUCCUCAACUCAAAAGAAAGGCCUGGAGGAGAGGAUUGUUCAGUAGUAGCAACUAUGUACAGGGAAGUAAUGAUGAGAAGAAUGAAGAUAAGAAGUGUACGAUCUGCUUGGAACCAUUUGUACCUAAAGAACAAGUUUUGGUGACUCCAUGUAAUCAUAUAUUUCAUGAUAGGUGUCUUACCCCAUGGGUGAAGAGCCAUGGCCAGUGUCCAGUCUGCAGGUUUAAGCUUUGCGAGAGGAAAGAGAUAAUUCAGACUCCAAAUUACAACUAUAACAGUAACAGUAGUGGAAAUAUAUAUGAAGAUGAUUUGGCUCUUGAUCUUAUAACUCUUGUAAGAGCAAUGGAGGAGGCUCUUAUGUGGAUGCGUCUCAGUUAAUAGUUGGCUAAGUUGAAUUAAUUAGUAGCGAAUAAGACGCGGUCAAUGAUGCUAGUAGAUCUUCAUGUGAAGCUGUUUAAAUAUGUUUUUAGUUCUGUCAGAAACUAUAAUUGGCUUGCUUAUGUGAAAGAUUGCAAGGCAAGAAGACUAUGAUUGAAUGAUGAUGUUUGAAGUAGACUAUGAUGAAAAUUUCAAUGUUCCAGUAUUUGGUACCCCACAAGUAUGAAUAUGAAAUAUAUUUUUCUUUUGCAUCAGAA
Dendrobium catenatum is the source of this 1306-nucleotide messenger RNA. Its product is annotated as E3 ubiquitin-protein ligase RNF128. The coding region runs from base 258 to 1049 and encodes 263 amino acids. Lineage: Eukaryota; Viridiplantae; Streptophyta; Magnoliopsida; Asparagales; Orchidaceae. The transcript has 2 exons. The record is from RefSeq and is a predicted model, not a curated record.